AUGGCGGUGUUACCCCCACCAGCAUGCGCAUCAACUCAAUUCCAAUUGUGGUCUCACGUCUCCAAUUUUCGCUGCCUUUACUUCGACAUAAAUAAUGUGAUUUCCUUGAAUAUUAGGCGGUGCCUCCUGUGUGCUUCACUUUGUCUCCCGAACCAAACGUAUUGCCAUUUGAAUGCGAAGACUGCUGAUGCGAGCACUCCAAAUGCGUGGCUCGGUUCGGCCAAUCAGGAAGCGAAUCGUCUGGCACUUACGCCUACCUUUCAUCAGCCUUUGGGUGUUUCCACUCAUUUACGUGUGAUAGAGGCGCCCUCAAAGGCAAUGUGCACCAAUUGUGUUGCGGGAGUUCAUUCUAUCACCGCGAGCCUACAAGCCAAAUAUUUUAUCAUCGCCUGCUUGACUAUGGCGCUUGUUCUUAUACUCUCAGCUUUGCCAAUCACAUAA
Molecule: messenger RNA, 441 nt
Organism: Echinococcus granulosus
Lineage: Eukaryota; Metazoa; Platyhelminthes; Cestoda; Cyclophyllidea; Taeniidae
Exons: 1
Coding region: 1-441 (146 amino acids)
Source: RefSeq, a predicted model, not a curated record